CAGCAUCUCUGGGGGUCUGAGGGCCCCGGGUCUGGCCCCAGCUGGGGACUCUGCUGUGAUCUCACCCAGGCUACCGCCCUUGUGGGUUCGCCCCUCAGUGGACCCGGCCGGGGAUGGUCAGAGUUUCGUGCACAGUGCACUCGGGUGGCCGGGAAACAGGCUGGGAACCUCUCACCCUGUGCUCACAACCCAGCGAUUUCAUGACGGAGUCUUCUCCGUCCAAAAGGUCUGUCUGGGAGAAGAAGAUGGAUUCUCAGGGUUCCAAAUGGCAAAUAUGGAAUCAUUAUUUUCUCACCACCCAUGAACCCAACCUUUCAAAGGAGACUCCUCAGGGGGCGUUGUCUCAUGACUCUGAUCUGGAAGCCCUUCCAUUCUCUCCCAAAUCCCCCCGCCCCCCAUUUCCUGUGACCUGAGGAGGGACUCUAUUCUAAGGCAAACGGACUAUGCUCAGGACAUAUGGGAACAAUCCUUUUGUCUGUUAACCCUUCAGUGAAAGACACAUCACAACAUCACAAUGACUAAAGUACCCAACAAGUGUCACUCAUACCAGGAAAUAUAGGGACUCCGCAGAUGAGUGAAGGAGAUACUUAUGAAUAAGGCAGACGAGAAGUAUUUUUAUCCUUCUUAGAACAGCAUUAGAGAAGCUGCUUUCUCAAGUUUGAUAAAAUAAAAACUAAAAUCAGGCUCAUAUAAUUUAAAAAUCAGAAUGUACAUUAUGUUUCUUUGCCUGAAACUCUCACCUAAGCUAGAUCCUCCUACUAUCCCUGUCUGAUGUUGUCAUAAUCUCUGCUUGCUCGCUGCUUGCCACUCUCUGCUCACACCUGGUCCCAUUUUGGAGGAGAUGAGGCAGAAUUUUCCUUUUGGAGGAGAAAUCUGCCUCCAUUCCCUAUUCUCUGACUUUUGCCUGCUCUGAGAUUGACACAUACCACAUUCCUUCAGCUAUGGGUGCUUCCCCCAGUCUUUUCUGAUGCUUUACCAUCCUGUUACUAUUUUGUCUACGACUCAUUUAUAGCUUUUCUGUCAAUAUCAUUUCUGACUUGCCUCUGGACAUGUUCUUUUUUAAGAUUUUAUUUAUUUGUUUUGUUUUAGAGAGAGCAUGCGCCCAGGCAGGGGUGGGAGGAUGAGGGAGAGAAUCUCAAGCAGACACCGCACUGAGUACCGAGUCAGGCAAGGGGCUUGAUCUCAAGACCCUGAGAUCAUGACCUGAGCCAAAAUCAAGAGUCGGACCCUUAACCAACUGAGCCACCCAGGCGGCCCUGGACACUCUCUUAUCUGUUAAUAUCUGCCUAAAAAUCUAUCCCUCAGGGGGAACGUAUGUCUCCCCCUGCAGUCUGACCACUCAGAAGAUGGCUCAGGAGAACCACCUGGGCUGCAUCUCAGCUAAUGUAACCUGAGGUUCACUGGCAUUUUGUGUCAGCCACAUUGCUCCAUUUGGCUCUCACUUAAUCAAGUCGAAACAUCAGAUUGUUUUAAACUGAAAUGCUUCAAUUCAGAGCAACUCCUUCCUCCUGCAAUUUUAUUUUUGAAUAAUCUUAAAAAAAAGGAAAAAAAAAAACAUGCACUCAAGGUUUUGCAAUACAAUUCUCUGUGUUGAUUUUAAGGCAGGCUUCCAGCCUGUCAACAUCAGUUUAUGUCCUGACUGUGGAUGGUAACAUUGUAUGUGGUGUUCCAAGAGGCUUGUGGACCUGUUUAGAAUAAUCUCUUUUACCCCCUGUGGAAUCAAGAAUAUGCAGGCCAAGGAGCACCCGCCCUUUUUUUAAUCUUUAGCUCUGUGGCAAUCUGGUGACCUUGGGCAGGUCAUUUGAUGUCCAAUUUCCUAAUAUGCAAAUAGACAUUUCAACACCUAUUUUGAUCACAUCACAGGGAAUUUAGAAGGACAAUUAGAAUCAGGGACAGGAAAGAACUUUGAAGGUUACAGAUGGCUGCAGAGAGGAUGCUUCCGAUGAUGAAGCCCAUUGUCAACAUCCUCACCUCUAUCAUGGUCUUUAUCACAUGAAUUGAUUGAUUCCAGCAUAUUUUCUGAGGUUCCCAAACCUCAGAAAAUGUCAUCCAAAGUACAAAAGAUGUCAGAGAAUUUGAGCAGUUUUAGCAGAAGCCGGAUAAUUGACCAGAGGCUAGGACAGCCCAUGGAAAAGGGUGAGGAGAAUGCUCUUCUCAGCGCUUAAGGAAAGGAGGGAGCGGAGGAAAGGAAGAAAGGAAACAAAGGAAAGAAGUUGUCUUAAUAUAUUCUGAUAACCUGGAAGUGGAUGGUGUCCCCCAAGGAGGGCCAAAAAAAUCCACUGCAUGAAUGGAAGAAGGAGCAAAAGUUAUUUCAUUAUAACAGAAGCAACCCGAAUAACAAAUAAACUAAGAAAAACAUUUUUGAUUCAAUGGUAAUUAGUAAAAUGCAAGUUUAAACCAAUUCAGAUGUCCUUACUUACGCCCUUAAGAGUAGCAAAAAAUUAAGUCUAAUGUCACCAAGUUCAAGUGCAGGUUUGGGAAUUCUCAUCUGUGGCCGGUGCCAGUGGGAGUUCGCCCAACCAUCCUGGGGUCAUACUUGGCAAUAUCUAGUCAGGGGGCAGCUGUCUGUCCCAGGUAAUUUGUUGCAUGUGUGCGCCGGGGGACAGAAAUGGGAUUAUUCUGCAGCAUUGUUUGUAGAAGCAAGCAUGUAGUUUGAAACAGCUUAAACGUUUGCUAAGAAAUAAUUGAGGGGCACCUGGGUGGCUCUGUCCAUUAAGCGUCCGACUCUUGAUUUCGGCUCAGGGCAUGAUCUCAGGGUUGUGGGAUCGAGCCCCAGGUAGGGCUCCACGCUCAGUGUGGAGUCUGCUUGAGAUUCUCUCCCUCUGCCCCUCUCCCCACUCCUGCUCUCUCUAAAUAAAUAAAUAAAAUCUUUGCAAAAAUUGAUAAAAUGUUACAUACAUAACAUCAUUUAUGUAAAAAGUUGCAAAUAGAAAACCGUGCUAUACAUUAUCUAUAAAGACAUGUGUAUGUAGAAGUAUAAAUAGACAAACGAGAAUGAUCCAUAAAAUCCUCAGAAUAUUGGUUCCCUCUGAAGGACAGAGGGAGGGGGACUGAGACUGGGGAGCCGGAAAAUGUAAAUGGAGCUCUAUGUGUAAUGUUUCCACUUCUCGAUCAAACAGAACAGCUGCAGCAGAUGCUGAAAUAUUUACAUUCGUUCAUGGCAAAUGGUGGCCAUUUGUUGUAUAACUUUGUGGACUUCACCACUUAAGGUGGUUUCAUAACCACAUCACCUUUAAAACUGAAUAAAUACAGUACAGCCUCAGAGCUCAUCUUAAUUACGGUUGCGUGUCUCGUGCACACUUGCCUCUUCUAACCCCAAGAAGAAGGACCCAAUAUCCUGCCUCAUUCCAAUGAAACUUUUAUGCCAAUGGUUGGGUCGAUUUCUGGUUAAAUCUGCUGGGAUACAAAAAUGAUGAUAUUGGGAGACCAGGACCUCAGAGCCCACCAGGAAAGAAACUGGAUUAAAAUCUGAGCAGGCGAUGAGGAUGAGGUAUCUUGAAUUUGUCCUGAAUGUUGAUUCUUUCCCUUCAGUUAUGGCACCACCUUCUCUCCACCAACUCCCUGAUGGGGGGUGGGGUGGGGGUUGGAAGGGGUAAGGAAGGUGUCAGUGCUCGGCUCUCUAGCACUCUUUCCUCUGCUGUCAGUCCCUGAAGGAAUCCUUGUCCCCGCUCUGCCCUCCCACUGGAAGGAAACUUGUGCUUUCCUCUUUGCCCCUGGAAUAUCCAUCUGACACAGCUUCUGGGACUGGAAAUUCUCAGUACUUCAGACAAACCAAUGUCAUUUACAGCAAGGCAGUUUUUUUUUUUCUAUGUUCUAGCAAGUUCACCUACUUUGAUUGCAAACGCUAAUCAUAAUGUGCCACUCCUGGUUCCACAGAAGAAUGGUUUUUUUUCAUUUCAUUUCAAGUUGGAGGGAGAGAAUCAACUGAUCUGUUUUAAAAUAUUUCCUGGGCGCCUGGGUGGCUCAGUUGGUUAAGCGACUGCCUUCGGCUCAGGUCAUGAUCCUGGAGUCCUGGGAUCGAGUCCCGCAUCGGGCUCCCUGCUUGGCAGGGAGUCUGCUUUGUCCUCUGCCCGUAUCCCCUCUCAUGUGUUCUCUCUGUCUCAAAUAAAUAAAUAAAAUCUUUAAAAAAAUAAAAUAAAAUAAAAUAAAAUAAAAUAUUUCCUAAUUUCCUGUAAGUUGCAAAAAAAAAAAAAAGCAACAAGUGCAUUGCGUUAACAUAAGCUAACUUCGCCUGGGGUUUGCCUAAAGUUAGUCAUAGGUAUUUGAAAGUAUAAUAUGAGUUCAAAAACUAGCAAUGAAAAUGGCUCAUCCUAGGAUAAUUAUUCUUAGAUGUCUGCAUUAAAAGUGUUCUCAGGCUUUAGCAACUCCUAUAUGGACACUUGCUUUUAUUCCUUUCCUGUUUUCUAUUCCAGAAGAGGAUGGAAGGGCUUCAGAGGGGCAGAUACGGAACGAUGGCUGAAGGCAGAGAGGAAGAUAACUGGUCUGCAACAUCCACCUCACUGAGGAUCGUCCUGGUGGGCAAGACAGGCACUGGGAAAAGUGCCACAGGGAACAGCAUUCUCCGCCAGCCAGUGUUUGAGUCCAGGCUGGGGAGCCAGCCUGUGACCAAAACGUGCCAGGGCGAGACAGGGACCUGGAACGGAAGGAACAUCCUGGUGGUUGACACGCCCUCCAUCUUUGAGGCAGAGGCUCAGACCCAGGAGAUGUACAAGGACAUCGGGGACUGCUACCUGCUCUCUGCCCCGGGGCCCCACGUAGUGCUGCUGGUGACCCAGCUGGGGCGCUUCACUGCCCAGGACACGGUGGCCGUGAGGAGGGUGAAGGAGGUCUUCGGGGCGGGAGUCAUGAAGCACGUGGUGGUCCUCUUCACCCACAAGGAGGACUUGGACGGCGAGUCCUUGCACGAUUACAUCGCACACACGGACAACCAGAGCCUGAGGAGCCUGGUGGGGGAGUGUGGGAGGAGGUACUGCAGCUUCAACAACUCGGCCACCGGGGAGGAGCAGAAGGCGCAGCUGGCCGAGCUGAUGGCUGUGGUGGAGAGGCUGGAGAGGGCGAACGAGGGCGCCUUCCACAGCAACGACCUCUUCUUUGAAGCCCAGAGGCUGCGGCAAAGGGGGGGCGGCGCCUGCGGGGAAGGGCACAGACGCUACCUGGACAGGGUGCGGGCGCAGCUGGGAAAGCAAAGGCGACACCUGAGAGACCCCAGGAGCAACCGGGCCUGCGGGGCGCUCCUCAGAGUCACAAGAUGGAUGUUUUCUUGCGGUGGGAUAGCUGUUGUCCUCAGUAUAUGCGUUUUGAUUUUUCUUGCCGCUUUAAUUAACUUGAGUAUUACUCAUGGACACUGAGCAUUUGCAGUGAUUUCUGCAAUCAGCUGACUUAUGUUGUCAGAGUCGCCAUCUCUGUGUCAGAUUCUCUGUUUUUUACAUGAUUUCACGUUCUUUUGCUCUUCGUCACAUCAGACAUACUGUCCAUUUUCUUCAAGUGCUCUUAGGUCAAUAAAAUCCAAAGGAAAAAUUAUUUUUCUGUUUUUGUUUUGUUAAAAAUUGUGACGGUACAUGAGAAACUAACUGUCCGGAAAUGUUUGGGGACGUGCUGGGAGGCAGGUGGUGGGUGGUGAAGCUGUGGGGAUGUCCCACCUCUG
Messenger RNA from Mirounga angustirostris (Northern elephant seal), 5644 nucleotides. Its product is annotated as GTPase IMAP family member 5. NCBI's taxonomy places the organism in Eukaryota, Metazoa, Chordata, Mammalia, Carnivora, Phocidae. The record is from RefSeq and is a predicted model, not a curated record. Gene Ontology annotation, molecular function: GTP binding. Gene Ontology annotation, cellular component: endoplasmic reticulum. The transcript is spliced from 2 exons. The coding region runs from base 4419 to 5348 and encodes 309 amino acids.